This is a messenger RNA of Schizosaccharomyces cryophilus OY26, 4253 nucleotides long. RefSeq names its product transcription factor. The record is from RefSeq and is a predicted model, not a curated record. Gene Ontology annotation, cellular component: nucleus. The coding region runs from base 550 to 3336 and encodes 928 amino acids. Lineage: Eukaryota; Fungi; Ascomycota; Schizosaccharomycetes; Schizosaccharomycetales; Schizosaccharomycetaceae. Gene Ontology annotation, molecular function: protein binding. The transcript has 2 exons.
CCAAACUGUCACAAGCAAACAGUUUAUUCUCUUCUAUUUCAAUUAGCUCGCUCGCCAUACAUCCUAAUCUGUGAGUGGUAUUUCAAUUAUAUAUAAAAUAGACGUAAACUGUACGAGUACUGAAUUUUGAAGUUUGGCUGAGCUGUCAAAAAUAUCUGUUUUGGGAGUUAUAUAAAAGGAUUCGGAACUAAUCAUUUUGGGUUAUUCACUUCUUUCAACUAUUUAUGCACUUUUUGCUUGUUUUCGAUGAAUAUCAAAGUUUAGUUUUUUCCGAUCCUACAAAGCAGAUAUCCCGCAGAAUCUGAAGUUCUUUUAUUGUUUUUCAGUGGGAACUUCCUCGUUUACUUCGUAACAUUCUCCUUCCUCAAAUACAGUUUCAUUAUUUUCGGUUUUGGUUUUCUAAAAUCUUUGUUAUUUGUUGUUUCGUAUAGGUUUCUCUUUUUUGUUUUCUCAAAUUUCUGGUGCUCUGUUUUUGUUAUAGUUAAAAAGUUACUCAGUUUCAACGUUUUUCUAGUCUUUUUUUUUUGUUGUUUUUUUUUUUUCCAAAGCAUGACAGAGUAUAUGGAUACUGAGUCCUCGUCGACUUCCACCUCGAAAAAUCAAAAUUCCGCAGCUGCCUCUACAGAUUCCCUUCAUCCCAGAGAAACUUUGGAUUAUUAUAUUUAUGAUUAUUUCGUAAAGCACAAGUUUCAAGAGACGGCUAAAGCCUUUUUACAGGAAUCAGAGAUACAACUUCCCUCUAAUCGUGACCAAAAUACAAUGGAAGAUUUCGUCCAAAACAAUGGAUAUAACAAUCAACAGAAAGAGUCUUUUCAUUACGACCAAAAUCUUUUCGAUGCUGCAAACGGCAAGUCUGAACAUCUUGAUUCAUUCAAUAUGAAUAUUCCAUCCAAUGCAAACCCAACUUCUGAAUCCAAGAAAGAUACAACUGCUGAAGCCAACGAUUUUUCUAUGCCUUUGCCCGCCCCGUCUGUUGCUAUUGAUAUUCCUGAAGGAUUUUUCGUCGAAUGGUUUAAUAUUUUCUGGGACGUUUUCAGUGCUCGUGUUAGUCGAGUUAAUAGCUCUUCCCACUUGUAUGAUCCUCAUUUUAACAGGUCGGCAUACAGAGGUCAAAAUCACUCUUCUUCUACACCCAUUCCCUCAAAUGUACCUAAUGUGCAAUCAUCUAGUGUUAACCCAUUGAAUUACGCUGCUACUGAAUUGAAAUCUUCUGAAAACAAGCCGUACGCACCUUUUACUUCAGCGUUUCCGAAAUCAGAUACAAUGACCACAGGAAAUAACCCGAAAUCGUACGCUCUCCCUUCCCGAGCUGUCCCUUUUUCUGGUCCCCCUUCGAACAUAAGCCUUGCUGAUAGAUCACAGAAAUACGGAUCUGCGCUACCUGCUGGUAAUAUACCUCCCUCUGUUAUGCCUUACUCGUUAGGUGUACCUCCUUCCUCUGUUCCUCCCAAUUAUCCAAAUACAUCCAUGCUAUCAGCUAGUCCACCUCGAUCUUUGGUCAAUGAUCCUAAUAAUCAUACUUAUGCUGUUGGCCCAGGUAUGAACCCAAGCUCCUCCAGAAACGGAUUUUAUCCUCCUACACCCGCUCAAAUCCAUCAGCUUAAGUCUCAGCAAGAAUACCUUCAUCGUCAGAGCAAACAAAUGUCAGAGCCAGCUGUAGAUUUUAAUCCGGCUACUUCCAAGGAUUCUCAGGUACAGUCUAAUGAGCAACCUGUCGUGAACCCUGCAUCUAGUACGGUUCAAAAAAAAAUACCCGAUCCUAAAGCUUUAUAUAGUACUAACAAACCAAACUCUACCACAAGAAGCUCAGCGUCUCCCAUAAUUACUCAAGCAUCUUCUGGAAUGGGUGGUAAUUCGUCUUUUUACCCAUAUCAUAAUAAUAUGAGAGAGGCCGCUUCAAUGCCUACAUUUAAACCUUCCCCGAAUAUGAUGAUACAACCUCGUUAUCCUGCAAAUUCUGAAUUUGGGGUCAAUGAUAUGCAGAAAUAUCGUCCCCGAAACAGUGUUGAUGGUAUGCCUCCCUAUUUGCCACAAAAUCCAGUUGAUUUGAAUGGUAAAUAUGGAAUGAAUCCAAAUAUGGCGAACCGACUUCCUUCACAGCAGGCUCAUAUGCCCAACUAUUAUAGGGGACAACUACCGAUGUCAAGUCAUCAUCCUCAAAUGUACGAAUCGCCUACUGCUAAUCAGGGUUCGGUAGAGUUUGCUAAAACAAGAGAACUUGCAAUGAGAAGAGGGCAAACACCGAACAUGUCUGUUCUUUCUAAUGACAUUACAAUGUCUGGAGAAGCUAGCAAUGUGAACCUCGGAAAUCCUUUGACAGAUUAUCAUAUGCAGCUAAUGUUAUUGGAAGAGCAAAACAAAAAGAGAUUAAUGAUGGCCCGAAAAGAAGGUGAAAGAGAUUCUCUUUCACCGGAAACAUACGAGCGCUAUAACCGUGAGCUAAAAAAUAGUCAAGUAAAGUCAACAACUGAUGGAGCAUCUCAUCUUCAUCCCAAACCAAGUGGAGGAAUGAGUUCUCAAGUUAAAGGAACUGAUGUGCCUACGACGGGAUAUAUUCAACCGCACCAAAAACAACCGAGCCUUCCGGUCCAACAUUCGUUUAUGAACGUUCCACAAAAUGAACAUUCGAAUAUCAUGAUGUCUCAAUAUCUGAAUCGUAGUAAGCAGCAUGGAACAGCGGUAAAUGCUCGAGAUUCUAGAGAUCCAAAUAUUGCAAAAAAGUUCCCCCAAGCUAAUACAGUAUCGAUGAGUGAAAAAGAUAGAAUGGCUUUAGAAGUUUCCGAAAAUUCAAAUUCCUGGCUUACGCAAAAUCGUGAAAAUAACUCAUCAGAUACAAAAGAAAUGUCGAAAUAUCAAUCAUCAUUUACUCAGCCUUCCCAGCCAAAAUUGCCUUCUAGUACUUCAGCAUCUGGUCAUCCAAACUCUGACUCGCAACACUUUCUUGAACCGGUGAAAGAUAAACAAGGUAUGCAAAAAGAUACGGCACGACCUCCUGAUAUCGCAUCAAAUGGAUAUCCUUCAAUGAAUGAUGCUGUUCAACAAAUUUCGAUGCCUUCAGCUGGAACUGAAGAAAAUGUAGCAGUUUCUUCAGAGGAAGGAAUCAAUGCGAACAAAGACCUUCAGGACAACGGACGUAUAGAAGAGAGUGCCUCUGGCAAGACUAAUGCAGGAAAAGAUGCUGGAGACGUUACUAAGGAUGGGGUUUUUAAUGAAUCUACGGAUAAUACGUUUAAUUAUGCUUCAAAAAAUGAUUCCAAUGCGGAAUUGUUAAAUGAUUUUGACUUUGAAAGUUUUUUGAAUGACGCUGGUGAUGAUUCUACGCAGGUUUACUACUGAAACCCAUAGAAGAGUUUUAGUCCUAGUGAAAGCUGCAGGAUUUAUGUUACUUUAGGGGUUAAAGGUCAUUGCUUUUGUUGCGAAUGGCUAUUGAAGUUCUUUUAUGAAUUUGUAUAGUGUAUAUUAUUUAAUAGCAAAUGUCUAUCUUUCAAGAGACUCUUCGUUUUGAAAGUUUUACAGAAUAUGCUUUCGCAGGGAUUAUAGCUUUUAUACAGUAAGUGGAUUUGGUCAGUUUUCUACUAUUUUAUUUAAAUCCAGGCGUUUCAGUUGUUCGUAUAGUCCUUUUAAAGGACAUGUGUCUGGAUUAUACGUCAGUUGAGGUUUUUGGGAAAAAUGAGAAUUUAAUAAUUUUUAGUUAGCUAUGAAAGUAAACCUUAUUUAAAGUAAGGAUCUGCUUAAUAUAAGGGGAGGUGAUGAUCAUGAGUAUAUCCUAGUUUAUUUAGCCAAAUCUCAUAGUAACUUCUGUGAUAUUAGGGCUAAAACGCUGUAUUCAAGAGAAGGGUUUGAAUCAAUAGCCAUGAAAACACAGCAAAUAAGGGCAAUGAGAGAUAAAUACGUUAUCCUCUAUUUAUCAUCCUUGGGUAGUUUGGAGUCUACUUGGGACUCCAAUUUAUCAAGGUCUUCGCGGUGGGAUUUCAAUUGCUCUUUUAAUUUUCUGAGUUGUUCAACUUCAAUUUCAUGAAUAAAUUGGUUCUCCUUAGCCUUUCCUCGUCUAGCAAUAGAUCCUUCCCUAGCAGAACUAGCGUUGCUUAAAGUGGGAUCUGUGGAGUCGCCGUCACUAUUGUCGCUGGCCAUGGAUCUUACUCCUAGAAUUUUCCUCUGAGAGAGAUGAGGAACAAAUGAACGACGAAGAACAAGUCUGUACAUAUUACAAUUUGAAUUAGUUGGCUAUAGGAAAUAAGUGAGAUGGGGGAAAG